GGUUCAGAUCGUGCCCACUCGAGAUAUCCCGGACAGAUAGGUUCGGAAUGGUGCCCGCCUCGGAGAUGCCCUUGCUCCCCGAUCCCAAGUCGUCAAGUUCGCUGCACCUCCCGUCCCCGUGAUGCCCUCGCCGUGACCUCACCGGCGGCCGCUAUGACCUCGCCGGCUUCCACCUCUUCCUGGUUCUCCGGAAUCGUGCGCACAGCAUCCGGUAAUCCCCCUUCUUCAGCCAUGCCUCCCGCCGGCGGCGUCACCUCCGCCCCCGUCUCCCUUCCCGACACCCCUGCUGCCGUGAGCGGCAAGGGUGGUGUCGUUGCCCCUGUAGCCACCACAGGCGUAUGCGCUCGCAGGAAGCAGCUCCAGGGCACGCUGUUCAAGUACGGGCCCAAGUCCGCUCAGGUUGCGUUCAGGACUCGUGAUUUCACCCGUCAGGUCAUUUUCAUUGGUGGUUUGGCAGAUGGGCUCUUAGCAACUGAUUACUUGGAACCAUUGUCACUUGCGUUGGAGGUUGAGAAAUGGUCACUGGUUCAACCAUUACUUUCUUCAUCAUAUACUGGAUACGGAAUUUCCAGCUUGGAGCAAGAUGCAUUGGAACUUGAUCAGCUCAUCGGCUACUUGAUAAAUAAAGAUAAUUCUGAAGGAGUAAUACUGCUCGGUCACAGCACUGGUUGCCAGGAUAUUAUACAUUACAUGCAGACAAACUUUGCAUGUUCCAAAGCAGUUUCUGGGGUAAUUUUGCAGGCCCCAGUAAGUGACAGGGAGUAUAGGGCAACUCUUCCAGAAACAGGAGAAAUGAUAGAUCUGGCAGCGAAAAUGAUUAGUGCGGGCCGUGGAAUGGAUUUGAUGCCCAGAGAAGCAAAUUCAGAUGCUCCAAUUACUGCCUACAGGUUCCACUCCCUUUGUGCAUACAUGGGUGAUGACGAUAUGUUCAGUUCUGAUCUUAGUGAAGAUCAGCUGAAGCAGAGACUUGGUCAUAUGUCAACCACACAGUGCCUGGUUAUUUUUUCAAUGGCGGAUGAGUAUGUCCCUGAAUACGUCGAUAAGAAGGCACUUGUAGACAGACUCUGUCGUGCACUUGGAGAUUCAGAGAAAGUUGAAAUAAAAUGGGGAAACCAUGCUCUUUCCAACAGGGUGCAAGAGGCUGUCGAGGUUAUUGUAGAUUUUGUUAAGAGGGAGGGACCCAAAGGAUGGGACGAUCCAUGGAGCUAGAUACAGCAGUCAUAUGAUGCAAUCUUUACCCCACUUUACCUGUUAGAAUCUUUCAUUUUUGCAGUUUUAUUGGUCCAAUUUUCUGUGUACUAAUGUUCUGAUCUAUUUAUUUUAUUGCGUAAACCCUUGUCUAGAACUUGAUUUUCGAUCUCGUGCUCAUCUGUGGACAUUCAGAUUCACUGUUUGAAAAUUGUAAGUUGUAAUGCUACUAUCUCUGGAAUGUUCCUCUUUGUCUAUUCAGAAUUGUUUUUUUAA
Molecule: messenger RNA, 1464 nt
Organism: Triticum dicoccoides
Lineage: Eukaryota; Viridiplantae; Streptophyta; Magnoliopsida; Poales; Poaceae
Product: UPF0613 protein PB24D3.06c-like
Exons: 9
Coding region: 154-1209 (351 amino acids)
Source: RefSeq, a predicted model, not a curated record